Messenger RNA from Vombatus ursinus (common wombat), 1496 nucleotides. RefSeq names its product methyltransferase like 26 (gene METTL26). Lineage: Eukaryota; Metazoa; Chordata; Mammalia; Diprotodontia; Vombatidae. The coding region runs from base 387 to 1001 and encodes 204 amino acids. The record is from RefSeq and is a predicted model, not a curated record. The transcript is spliced from 6 exons.
ACUACAAAUCCCAGCGUACCCGGCAACUCGCGGGGUCAGAAACAGACAGACCUGUACCCCUCCGAGAUAGGAAAUUUAGGGAUCCAGGGAACCACGGACAGUCAGUUCCCCACUCCUCGUACUGGGUUUCGUUGGUUUCCCGAUCAGAGAUUACAGGAGAGAAAUCUGAUUAUGGGGAGCAUCAAAGGUCAGGACAAGUAGAAUCAGGGAUAAGAGAUCAAUCAGAGCAUCAGCAGUAAAGGAGGGGCCCAGGGAGAGAUCGGGGCAAAGCGGGGGGAGGUCAGGGAGAGGUUAAAGGGGAGAAUUAGGGCGAGAUCAGGGCAGGAGGCCUUUCGGGCUAAGAGAUCAGCUCUCGGAAGCGGUGGGGAGAUCAGUCACUCAAGAGGAUGCUUGUGGCAGCAGCAGCGGAGCGGAACAAGGACCCCAUUCUCCGGGUCCUGCAGCAGUUCAUAGAUCCUGCCCAGGCCAAUUUCCAGGUCCUGGAGAUAGCGUCGGGUUCAGGUCAGCAUGUGGCCCAUUUCUCGAAGGCUUUUCCCAAGGCAGUGUGGCAGCCCACAGAGGUGGACCAGGAGAGCCUCGACAGCAUUUCAGCUCUCAUCAAGAACUGGCAGCUUCAGAACGUGAGGCCACCCAUAUUCCUGGAUGCUUCCUGCAGCUGGGAAAAAUGGGGAGGGAUCCAGCCUAGGUCUUUGGACCUGGUGCUCUGUAUUAAUAUGAUUCACAUCAGCCCCGUGAGCUGCAUGGAGGGAUUAUUCAAAGGGGCUGGACAGCUGCUGAAACCUAAUGGCUUGCUGAUCACCUAUGGGGCUUAUGCCAUCAAUGGGACGAUCACCCCACAGAGCAAUGUGGACUUUGACCUCAGCCUCAGACGCAGGAACCCAGCCUGGGGGCUCCGGGAGGUAUCCGUUUUGCAGCGGCUUGCUCAAGCCAGUGGCCUGUACCUGGAGAAAAUGAUUGACAUGCCAGCCAACAACAAAUGCCUGAUUUUCCGAAAACAGUAGCUUGCUGACCCCCAACUACCACUCCUCACGCAUUUGGGAGGAUUCUGGCUUUUACCACUGUGCUGCCACACAGUUCCAGGGCUUCAGAAAGACCAGGUGUCAGGUCACUACUGGCAGCUGCAAAAUUCAUGUUUCUAUCUGGGCUGAAACUGAUGCUUAACUAGUUAAUAGGCUUCUCCCCUGCCAAUGGGGGAACGUUUCUGAGCACGUCCUAGCUUUUCAGAGGCGUGGCAUGUUUAGGGACGUUUCUUCAGGGUCCUCAAAUGCAGGAACAGAAUUGGGGCUGAAUGUCAAGCACUGGCAGCUCACACCCAGCUCUUGGCUGGCCUCAUUCUCAUGCCUAGGGCUUUCUUCUCCCUCACCCCCCUGCAUGCUUUCUAAGACAUUCUCAUCUUCCUCCAUGCAUGGAGAGAGGCAAGAGUUUGAGUCUGGGGGGGGGCAAGGCUGUUCGUUGUACGUCCUUGCCACCUUGAAUGAAAUCUGUGUUUUUUGGUA